This is a messenger RNA of Paramuricea clavata, 7118 nucleotides long. NCBI's taxonomy places the organism in Eukaryota, Metazoa, Cnidaria, Anthozoa, Malacalcyonacea, Plexauridae. The record is from the annotation of a GenBank genome assembly.
AUGAACUGCAGUCCAGAAAUCAUGGAUAGUGCUGUCGAUGUUGCUGCCCCAGAAACUAUCGCAAGCUCACAAGAACUGACCACCAACUUGACGACAUUAAAGCAAGUUCUUGAUGAUAGAUUUGCAAAAGUUUGCGGAAAGAAUAAAAUCUCAGAUUUUGAUAGACUUAAAGAUGAUAUCGGCAAGAUAAAAGAGCAUCAGACAGAGGACUAUUAUACCUUAACAGCAAUACUGAGGAUGGUAAAACAAUUACAAGGUAAAUAUGAUUCAUUUGACCCUGACUUUACUCUACAUGCUUAAUAAACGUCCAUAAAUAAGUCAACUUCACUACUGUUGUGAUUUGUAAAGUUUGGUCAAAUACAUAUACAUGAUUGUGUAUUAUCUUACAGGGGAUGCGCCUGACGAACAAAUUCCAGGAAGUUCCUCGCCAAAUAAGCAAAGGGAAAUGAAAAUCCAAUUUCCAAGUUUAAGAAAAAAUGACAUAAUAGUGAUUCAAGAAACUUCAAAUGUUCCUCAUCUUGGGGAAAAUUCUAGUGAUCGUGGGGAGAAUACUAAUCUUCUGAAUGGUGAACAAUCUCAAGACAAUCUCUCAGGUGACCUCAAGGGCUGGGUAGACUGUUAGCUUGAUACCACUUUAUAUAUUCAUUUUCUAAUUACCAUAUUUCUUUAUCAGGUUUUAGUAUAAUUACAAAGGUGAUUAUCGAAAAUUGUGGCCGCUGAUUGGUCAAGCGACCUCGGAUUAUUACGCGAUAAUCACCUAAGCGUUUUUUUCAAAAUGGCGGCGAGUUGUUUUGCCAAAGUGACAGAUGAAGAAAUAAGUAAUUUUAAAGAAAAUGCUGUACCUAAGAGCACGAAAGAAGAGACAAAAUUUGGCUUAAAAUUAUUUCGAGGUAGGAAACUAAGUUGGAAAAAUCUGCUUAACAUUAUUUCGCAUAAAACCGGCAUCGUUUUAUUUUAAAUUGCCGUACAAUUGUGAAUUGUCUAGACAUUUGUUAGUUACGUUUGUAAAAAUAUAUUUUCUACAGAUUGGUUUCAACAACAGUCAGAAUUCACAAAUGAGUUUGAAGACACGAGUAUUGACGAAAUGAACCGAAUUUUUAUCAAAAUUCUAUACUUUCUGUAAGAAAAAGUGAUAGGAAUUACUACAAAAAACAUCCUUGAAUCUUGAUGGCGAUACGAGCGCCUUCAUUGCGCAUACCGCUUUCUUUAUGAAUUUAAUUAAACGAUUUUCAAAAAAUUGAGAUGUGUUAUAUUAUUUUUUUCAAAUAAUCACCUUUGUAAUUAUACUAAAAAGCGAUAUUCACCUCUCCUUCGGCGAAUAAUUGUUAAAUAUAGCAACAGGCGGGCUGCGAGUGAGGGGCGAGAGCUGCAAAAAGUUCUUAUAUCGUUAUAUCCUCAUCUUUCGUGCACGUUAGGGUUAGGAAUAGAUUGUGAUUCGAGUUCUGAUCAAAACCAAAAACAGUAAUUAAAUACGUGCACGAAACAUGAGGAUAAUUAUUUAACAAGUAUUCACCGCAGUGGAGGUGAAUAGUGCAAAGGAAUAGUGCAUAUAUCACAAACGAAACAAAAACGACCAAAAAAAUUGUAUUACAGCUCUCGUAAUUAAAAUAGUUCAAUGCAAGCAAAACAGGCAGUAAUUACAGGUCUUUAGUAAUUUUAUUCAUUAGAUAUAGUUUUAAAAAAUACCUCUACAUAACCACAGUAAAACCAAAUGUUGUGGCUUCUUCUGUGAUUGGCGUAACCACAGCUUCGUUUAGUAAAACAUUUAUUCGUUUGUAUAACCGGGACAACUUCACUACUGUUGUGAUUUAUAAAGUUUGGUUCAAUACAUUUACAUAUAUAUAUACAUGAUUGUCUAUUACCUUACAGGGGGUGAACCUGACGAACAAAUUCCAGGAACUUCCUCACCUGAAACUUCAAACGUUCCUGAUCGUGGGGAAAAUUCUAGUGAUCGUGGAGAGAAUACUAAUCAUCUGAAUGGUGAACAAUUUCAAGGUAAUCUCUCAGGUGACCUCGAGGGCUGGGAUACAAAUAGCAUACAUAGUAUCAUGUACUUAAGGGCUGUUCAUAUGGAGCCGGGCUGGCCCGAUUAACCAGGAUGACUCGUUUAAUAAAGCUCUUAUCACGGCUUUGAUAAACAACCAAGAUAACAAUUCAAAGUUGAAUUAGCUUAGUUUGAUUCCAGUAACAGUAUAAAGUUCAUUCAAACGAUAUUUUAUGGUCAGUAAAACAUUUUGUGACACGAUUCAUCCCGGCUGUAGCAGGCUCAUGAACAGCAUCUUAGUUAGCCUGCGUGGCAGGCGGUAUUUCUACAGGCAGCGAAAAUUAGGGAGGCAAAGGAAAUGCCGGCCGUUAGGGUUAGGAAUAGGUUGUGAUUGGAGUGCUGAUCAAAACGAAAUACUGUAAUUAAAUACGUGCACGAAACAUAAGGAUAUUUAACAAUUAUUCACCGCAGUGGAGGGUGAAUACUGCAAAAGAAUAGUGCAUACAGCUAUUUCAAUUAAGGUAGUGAAUUUUUUAGCGAUUCCCAGCAAGCUUUUCGCACUCGUAUUCGACUUUUCCGCUUUGCUCGGGGACAACCUUAAUUGAAAUAGCUGUAUACCACGAACGAAACAAAAACGACCAAAACAUUUGUAUUAUAGCUCUCGUAAGCAAAACAAUGCAAGCAAAACAGGCAGUAUUUGCAGGUUAUUUGUAAUUUUAUUCAUUAGAUAUAGUUUUAAAAUUGUAUUACAGCUCUCGUAAUUAAAAUAGUUCAAUGCAAGCAAAACAGGCAGUAUUUACAGGUUUUUAGCAGGCCUGCAUAAUAUAGCGGACCGCGGGACCAUUGGUCCCAGAAAAUGUUUGAGGUUGGCAGAAAAAAAUGGAGGGUAAAACUUAAAAGUCUCAAAAGAAAAAAGUAAAGAGAAAGAAAGAAAGGAAGAAAAUAAGAAAAAAUGACAUAAUUGAAUAAUAAGCUGUAGGUAGUGAACUAGUGAUGUUUGCAACAUGCAAGUAAUACAAGUUUCCAAUAUACCGGUACAGGCGCCACUCCAGCAGCCUGAUAUUAUGAUCAAAGACAGGCAGACAGCCAGGGGCGAAACUAGCCCCUUUUAAUUAGGGGGGUGUCUGGCAGAAUUGCCCUGCCAAAACCAGUGAUGCGCUGCCAAAAAGUACCAAAAAAAUUUUUCCGGAAAAAUUAUUUUGGCGACCUCCCCCCCCCCCCCCCCCCCCGUCGCCAAAAAAAUUUCGGUCUGUGUACCAUUUUAGGGGUCAAAAAAAUUUUCCGGACAACCUAUAUUUUUCGGAACAUAACACAAAUUUUCGAAAAAUCACACAAUUUGCGAAAAAAUUCACUUAAUUUUAGAUAAAAUUGACUGAAUUUGUCCCAUUUUUUUUUUCAAACCAAAAUUGCCCGACUGUUGAUCGAAUAUUGCCCCCGCCCGGUACGCCUAUGUGCUAUCAUUUAUUUAUAAGAGACCUUUGAUUGCCCUGCCAAUCGGGAUGAUUCGUAUUUUGGGGGGUGUAACACCCCCCCCCCAUACCCCCCUCAAGUUUCGCCCCUGCAGACAGCAGUCUAGCAGAUAUUAAGAUGAAAUCCUCUAUGCGGUUAUAAUUGAUUUCAUCUAGUGUAUUAGCUACUUCUGAAAAUACCACUCCAGUUAUAUAUGAAUACAACUCAUUUAACAACUACAGUAUGUGGAUUAAAAGUCUAUGAGUGUGGUGAUUUCUUACAAUGUAGUAAAAAAUCUAAGCAAUAUGGUCCAAUACACAUUGAACAGCCUUCCGCCCUUCUCAUGAACCUUCAUCCAUUAAAUUAAGAUGAUAUUCAUAACAAAUAUAUUAAAAUUAUAAGAAUCUAGAAUCUUAAACUGCAGACAGUUCCCAUUGGUCACUUUCAUCAUUCAUUAAAAUGUAAAUGUUUGUUGUUAAAUUAAAAUAUAAAGAAUAUUUAUUCUGUAGCCAUGUUGAAAUACGUCUACCCUCAGUACCCUGCUGGCAGUGGUUUUGGAGCUGAGGAGAAACCACUGCGAGCAAACAAACGACUUUCUAUCGAGCAUGCACAAAGAUCACAGGGUGGGACAAUACUAAUUUGACUUCAUUUGCUGUAGUUUGACAGUUUAUUAUCUGUACGUAAAAAAGCGUGGCAUAGUACUGUUUUCUUUGUUGUCUGUCUGACUUUUUAUUCUACAUGCAGUUCACAAUUUACUUCUAAAAGAUUUUGAAAUCGGUGCCUCACCGCUACAAAUUGUGCAUUUGAAUUUCUGUUAUAUCUUUUUCAAUUUUUGUAUUUAUCUGAUCAAUAUCAAUUUUUUAAAUUCGGUCUGCAAACUUUAUUUGUGUUAAGGUUUUCGAUAAAUUCCAAUUUCCAAAGUUUCCAAAUAAUAUAAUAAGGUUUCCAAUUAUUGUUGAUUUUGACAAUAUUGCGAUUUUUGAUCGUCGCGACCUCAACUGCUACAAAUUUCAACUGAUGAAAGAUCGUCACAACGGCACUACUAUUUCUGUAAAAGGUGUUCAUUUUUUGUUGCAGUGUGUGAAUUUAUAGUUACUCUGUCGAACUGUAUAGGCGGUUUUCAAGUCAUCUUAAUGUAUAAUUUCAAACGUUUUAUUCAAUAUUUUGUAAAGUUAUAAUAUUUUGUAAAAGGUAGUGCAUAUAUGGCUUGUUACUAUAUUUAGAGCAUGAUCAUGUUGUUUUAGUACAACUGGCUCGCAUUUUACUAGCAGUGCCAAGCAGUUACCCAUGCACACAAUAACGAAAACUUGUCAAACUUGUUUUACUGGUUUCUCAUUUAAUGUAUUCGUCCAUGAAUCUGGACGGCGGCUACAAUGAAAUGCUCGCAGUGGUUUUUCCUAGAAGCUCAGCUAGAAACCACUGCUAGCUGGGUAAAAUACGUCUAUUUUGGUUUCAAAUCUAAUGAAAUGGUGCAUAGAAUACACUGAACCUUGUGUAGUGAUGAUCAAAUUUAAACAAAGAUUCACAGUGUUUGCAUGCAGAAAAUAUUUUUGUUGGCUUUGUGGUCCCAGAAAAUAAAAUAUUUUAUGCAGCCCUGGUUUUUAGUAAUUUUAUUCAUUAGAUAUAGUUUUAAAAAAUACCUCUACAUAACCACAGUAAAACCAAACGUUGUGGCUUCCUCUGGGUUUGGCGUAACCACAGCUUCGUUUAGUAAAACAUUUAGUCGUUUGUAUAACUGGGACAACUUCACUAUACUGUUGUGAUUUGUAAAGUUUGGUUCAAUACAUUUAUAUAUAUAUACAUGAUUGUCUAUUACCUUACAGGGGGUGAACCUGACGAACAAAUUCCAGGAACUUCCUCACCUGAAACUUCAAACGUUCCUGAUCGUGGGGAACAUUCUAGUGAUCGUGGAGAGAAUACUAAUCAUCUGAAUGGUGAACAACUUCAGGGUAAUCUCACAGGUGACCUCGAGGGCUGGGAUACAAAUAGCAUACAUAGUAUCAUGUACUUAAGGGCUGUUCAUAUGGAGCCGGGCUGGCCCGAUUAACCAGGAUGACUCGUUUAAUAAAGCUCUUAUCACGGCUUUGAUAUAUACAACCAAGAUAACAAUUCAAAGUUGAAUUAGCUUAGUUUGAUUCCAGUAACAGUAUAAAGUUUAUUCAAACGAUAUUUUAUGGUCAGUAAAACAUUUUGUGACACGAUUCAUCCCGGCUGUAGCAGGCUCAUGAACAGCAACUUAGUUAGCCUGCGUGGCAGGCGGUAUUUCUACAGGCAGCGAAAAUUAGGGAGGCAAAGGAAAUGCCGGCCUCCCUAAAACCGCCUGCCACGCAGGCUACAUCUUAGUUUGUAGACUGUUAUCCUGACCUCACUUAAUAUAUCCAUUUUCUAAUUACCAGAUUUCCUUAUCAGGUUAUAGCAGCAGGCGGUCUGGGGAGCUGUAACAAUGUUCUUAUACCGUUAAUCCUCGUCUUUCGUGCACGUUAGGGUUAGGAAUAGGUUGUGAUUGGAGUGCUGAUCAAAAUGAAAUACAGUAAUUAAAUACGUGCACGAAAUCAUGCGUGCCAUAGGCGUACCGGGCGGGGGGGGCGGGGGGGGGGGCGGCAGCCCCCCCAGUUUUUUGGGCAGUCGGGCAAUAUUCGAUCAACAGUCGGGCAAUUUUGGCUUGCAAUAAAAAAAAAUGUGACAAAUUCUGUAAAUUUUGUCUAAAAUUAAGUCAAUUUCUUGGCAGAUUUUGUGAUUGUUCGAAAAUUUUGUGUAUGUUCCGAAAAAUAUUGGUUGUCCGGAAAAUUUUUUUGACCCCUAAAAUGGUACACUGACCGAAAUUUUUUUGGCGACGGGGGGGGGGGAGGAGGUCGCCAAAAAAAUUAUUCCGGAUAAAAUUUUUUGGUACUAGUCGGGCAAAAUCCCGAAAAGUCGGGCAAUUUUCUUUCCGCCCCCCUAAUUUUUUCCUUCCGGUACGCCCAUGAUGCGUGCUAUCGUGUUCACCAAACGAAAUACAGUAAUAAAAUACAUGCACGAAACAUAAGGAUAUUUAACAAUUAUUCACCGCAGUGGAGGGUGAAUACUGCAAAAGAAUAGUGCAUACAGCUAUUUCAAUUAAGGUUGUGAAUUUUUUAGCGAUUCCCAGCAAGCUUUUCGCGCUCGUAUUCGACUUUUCCGCUUUGCUCGGGGACAACCUUAAUUGAAAUAGCUGUAUACCACGAACGAAACAAAAACGACCAAAACAUUUGUAUUAUAGCUCUCGUAAGCAAAACAAUGCAAGCAAAACAGGCAGUAUUUGCAGGUUAUUUGUAAUUUUAUUUAUUAGAUAUAGUUUUAAAAAAUACAGAGAACCACAGUAAAACCAAACUUUGUGGUUUCCUCUGUGUUUGGCGUAACCGCAGCUUCGUUUAGUACAAAAAUUAAUCGUCUGUAUAUAAACCGGUACAACUUCACUGCUGUUGUGAUUCGUAAAGUUUAGUCCAACACAUUUACAUACAUGAUUGUGUAUUACCUUACAGGGGGUGAACCUGACGAACAAAUUUCAAGGAGUUCCUCACCAGAAACUUCAAACGUUCCUGAUCGUGGGGAAAAUUCUAGUGAUCGAGCGGAGAAUACUAAUCUUCUGAAUGGUGAACAAGCUCAAGACAAUCUCUCAGGUGACCUCGAGGGCUGGGAUACAGAUAGCAUACAUAGUAUUACUUAG